Molecule: messenger RNA, 1777 nt
Organism: Amorphotheca resinae ATCC 22711
Lineage: Eukaryota; Fungi; Ascomycota; Leotiomycetes; Helotiales; Amorphothecaceae
Exons: 6
Coding region: 101-1777 (558 amino acids)
Biological process (GO): nucleobase transport; transmembrane transport
Cellular component (GO): plasma membrane
Molecular function (GO): nucleobase transmembrane transporter activity
Source: RefSeq, a predicted model, not a curated record
GUUCGUGCCAUCGCUAUAUUCCAAGACCUGAGAUUGACCGAAUUGGUGAAAUCCAACACCACGACAACAUUUUGUCGCCCCGAAGUGCCUAACAGUAACGAUGUUCAGCGAGAAGACCAAGAGGAGAGCAGCAUACUGGGGAAAGAAGCUUGAAUGUCCAGUUGACGAGGAUGCGAACUAUGAAAAUACUUAUUGGUGUAACCGGGAUCUCAUUCCGAUGCCAGAGGACCGACGAGUAUGGACAUGGCAAGGCUUUGCAGGAUAUUGGAUCAUUACAGGAGCCAAUAAUUCUGCCUGGACCGCAGGUUCAACUCUCCUGGCUCUGGGACUCAGUGUUGGCCAGUCUAUGGGCGUUAUCGUGGGUUCUGCCCUGAUCAUUUCAAUAAUCGCAAUAACAGCUGGCCACAUGGGUUCGCAUAACUACCUGGGGUUCACUGUUAUGUCUCGAGCAUCAUGGGGUAUGAUCGGUGGGUUCUGGCCUGUCUUGAACCGCAUCGUGACCGCCUGUAUAUGGUUGGGUGUCCAGAUAACUUGGGGUGGGCAAGCCAUCAAGAUCGUCCUCGGUGCCGUUAUUGGACCGAAAUAUGCUUUUAUGAAGAAUACGCUGCCCCUAUCAGCCAAUAUUGAUACUUGCAGCUUGGUCAGUUUCUUUAUCUUCCUAGUUAUCUUUUGUCCGCUACUACUCAUCCCGCCAGAGAAGCUUCAAAUGCCAUUAAAGGUUGCUUUUGUCUUGAUUGUUUGCAAUAUAUUUGGCAUGUUGAUCUGGUCUGUUCGUACCGCACAUGGUCCUGGGACGCUUUUGCAUUCACCAGCUGUAGCGUCUGGUAGUACUCUGGGAUGGAAUGUUGUGUAUGGCAUCCAGGUCAUCCUUGGUCUCUGGAGCGGCGGGAUUGUGGGACAGUCAGACUGGACACGCUAUGCCAAAACUCCAAAUGCGUCAAUUUUUGGCCAAGGAGUUACUGCGCCCUUGACAAUCAUCAUCACCGCUCUCUGCGGGCUUAUCAUCACAUCCGCAUCCGCUCAGAUCUACGGGCAAUAUUUCUGGAAUCCAUUUGAGCUCCUUCUCCAUAUCCAGUCUGUAUCAAUGACACCAGCAGCAAGAGCCGGCACGUUUUUCUCCGGUAUAGCCUUUCUCGCAUCACAACUCGCACUCUGCAUCGUUCUAAAUUGUGUAUCCACGGGUAUGGAUAUGGCAGCACUUUGUCCCAGGUGGAUUAAUAUUCGGAGAGGCUGCUGUAUCCUUACCGUAAUUGCCGUCGCGGUAUGUCCGUGGAAUUUUGUCAAUAAUGCUGGCAAAUUCAUCACCGUUCUCUCAGGCUGGUCAGUCUUCUUAUCUGGGAUGACCGGCAUUUUGAUCGGUGACUACUUCCUGGUCCGCAAAACACAACUUCACAAAGGUGAUAUGUACCGCGGAAAUCGCGGUUCGGCCUAUUGGUAUACCGCUGGCUUCAAUUGGCGAGCCAUUGUUGCCUGGAUAAUGGGAGUAUGGCCAUUGUUGCCUGGAUUUGUUCGCAGAGUCCGUGGAACAAAUACGCAAAAUGGAUGGGAUCAUGUCUACGAUAUGAGCUACUUCUUUGGGUUCUUCGUAUCCCUGGCUGUCCACUGCUUGUUGCACACGAUCUUCCCGGCCAAAAAGCAAACUGGUGCUUCGCCGUUUAUGUUAGAGUUGCACCGUACAGCACCUAUCAUGAUUGGCCUUGAAGCGAAUGAUCAUGCAGACUCAAAUGAUGAGGAUAAAGUUAGCAAGGCUGGAAAGGAGACAAUUGUCCCUGUGUAA